Messenger RNA from Amaranthus tricolor (Joseph's coat), 2103 nucleotides. RefSeq lists its product as uncharacterized. The transcript is spliced from 3 exons. Lineage: Eukaryota; Viridiplantae; Streptophyta; Magnoliopsida; Caryophyllales; Amaranthaceae. Gene Ontology annotation, molecular function: rRNA N-glycosylase activity. Bases 293 to 1903 code for a protein of 536 amino acids. The record is from RefSeq and is a predicted model, not a curated record. Gene Ontology annotation, biological process: negative regulation of translation.
CAUUUGAAGAGACGGUAUGGGUUACUAUAUAUAAAAACUCAUGAACUAACCCUAAAAAUUGAAAAGAAAAGCCCGACACGGUAAAAACUUGUGAUUGUGAAAGACUUCUCCUCAAUACUCCUUCUCUCACCGUGAUUUUCUUCCCACUUCGGCGCCUUCAUCCACGAAGAAUAUCGAAAUUGUUCAUCUGAUUUACAUUCUUCUCAACACUCAUUUUCUCUCCCUCGUUCUAAUUCUUAGUGUUGUUUCUUAAUUCAUAGCCAAUAAGCAUUGAAGAAUUCCCUAUUUAUCUAUGUCAGAGUUUCUUCGGCAAUCGCAGAAUUUGCAGUUUAAGUAUGACUUUAAAAAUGACAAGUAUCUCACUUUUAUUGCGGAGCUACGUGACUUGAUUAGAGAUAAUAAUAGGACUUCCCAUGGCUGUCAUAUUUUACCAUUGGAAGAAGAAGCUGAUGCAUUUUACAUUGAUCUUAAAUUGCAAGAGGGUGGUAUAGACAAGGGUUUAGUUAAAAUAAGGAGGUAUGAUCUCCGUAUAAUUAACUACCAAGAUCCUUUUGGCAAUUCUCUUGAUGUUAAUGAAUUUCAAUUAUACGAUGAUGACUCGAGACUACUUAAGUUUGGGAUAGAGGAUUUGAAAUUGGGAUUAUCCACAUUUUUGAAAGCCGUAAAUUAUCUCUCAAAUAUCUGUAAAAAGCUUUUGGGGACUUCUUUUCUCGUGAUGCGUGAUAAAAAGAAAUUCGCUAACACUCAAGAAAAGGUUAGAGUAAGAACUUCAUUAGCUGUGCUGUGUCUUGUGAUAUGUGAAAGUACAAAAGUUGAUUUAUUUUCUUGCAUAUUAAGUAAUGCUUUUGAAUUUGGGUUUGAAGUACCUUUGUCUUCAUGGCUAUUGGAUCGUAUCAAUGACUGGGGUUUCUUUUCUGAGCAGUUAUUGUCAGAUGAAUUACAUGUAAGUGAUACUAGUAAGUGUAAUGGUUGCUUGCCUAAUGAUAUGAAUGAUUGGCAUGAUGAAAGACGGAUGAUUGGAGUUACAUGUCUUGAUGUUGUGAAGUUCUUAGGUAUUUGUAAGGCAUUUCCAUCCCAUAUAGAACCCAUAGAACAAGAGUGUCUUUUAGAUGGCAAGUAUUUGGUUGAAAUAUUUUCUGUUAGUGUAUAUUUUAAUGAUGGACAAUCUGGAAGUGCAUAUGGUUGCAUCACGGUCAAUACGGAUUAUGGUUCAUUUUGUAUUUAUAAGCGAGAUUGUAAUGAAUGUGAAUUUAUCAAGUCACAUGGUACGCUUACAUUACAAGAUCCAAAUGGCUUUAUAUCUACAAGGAAUAAGGUUGAAUUUGUUCUUGAUCUCAAAGAUGUGGGCGGUAAUUUAGAAAUCAACGAGGGUAAAACUCGGUGGGAUGGUAGUUUAGGUGAGGAUUCUUUGGACUCUCGUCUUGCUGUGAUGGUUAAAGGUAAAUGCGGCUAUGCAAUAGUGUACUACUCUAUAUUUAUGCCGGCAAUUCAAGUGGUGGUUGAGGCAACCCUUUUGAUCAAAGAAGAUCAUUCUCAUGCUAAUGAGAAUGUCUGUGUUUUUGGGAGAUUUUCUACUCGCUCUGGUCUAUCUGACUUCUCUACUGAUUCAUUUAAAAAAUACUACGAGACAAUCCUCUAUCAUAAACCUGUGAGCAAGGCUUGUACAUGCAAACAAGUACAAUCUGGAAAGGCUUUCAAAUUGAAAUUGUCCAAAACAAGGGUGAAUGUACGUUUAAUGGAAUCGCUUAUAAUAUUGGCAGAGUUGAAGAAUUGUGACGGCAAGCCCAUUGUGACUGGCUCUAUAGAAUUGUUACCUGAACAGUUAAGUGAAUUUGAGGAGAUUAUUCAAGGGCAUUCUGAUGAUUCUCAUUUGCUUCAAUUAAAGGUGAAACAAAUAGGCUAAGCUUCAUGUGCAAGAUUAUAUUGAUACUUAAUUUUGAUAAGUAUUUUUAUAUUAUAAUAGUAUUAGUUAUGAAUAUUUUGAGGUGCUGAGGUGAUGCACCAUUUUCACUCUUCCUAGUGUUUAUUUUGCCAAGAAAUUGUUAAAGAUAUACAAAGCCUGAUGUAUAUCCAAUGUCUACACUGUAAGAAAUUGUUUACUAC